UUGCAGGAGGAAAAGUGAGCCAAGCGGCUGGAGAUUCUGUGGCCGCUCAUCCUUCCUGGCGCAAGGCAAUUCAGCACCUCGCUCUUACUACCGGAUGGGAUAACAGUACUCCCUUCUCGAUCAGAGGACUGAUAAGGCAAGGAUUGACCCAGGAGACCCAAAAGCUAGCGGCCCUUGUCCCCGGAUUUGGCAGCUACGUUAACGACUCGAGCACUGACUAUGAACUUUGUAGAACGAACCGAAUUGGAAAGAAGCCUUCUGGGGCAGCAACUAUAACCGCCUUCUUGGUAUCAAGAAGUCCAUAG
Molecule: messenger RNA, 305 nt
Organism: Acaulospora colombiana
Lineage: Eukaryota; Fungi; Glomeromycota; Glomeromycetes; Diversisporales; Acaulosporaceae
Source: the annotation of a GenBank genome assembly